Drosophila busckii is the source of this 1093-nucleotide messenger RNA. RefSeq names its product phosphoglycerate mutase 2. The transcript has a single exon. Gene Ontology annotation, biological process: glycolytic process. NCBI's taxonomy places the organism in Eukaryota, Metazoa, Arthropoda, Insecta, Diptera, Drosophilidae. Bases 78 to 968 code for a protein of 296 amino acids. Gene Ontology annotation, molecular function: intramolecular phosphotransferase activity. The record is from RefSeq and is a predicted model, not a curated record.
GAUCAAAGUAGCAACUGCUCUGUAGCUGAAAUAUAUUUCUAAUAUUGUUUUCAAAAUUCUGCAUAUCAAGAACAAGCAUGACUGCAAUUAUGAAAAUAAAUAACCUCAGCCAAUGCCUAAGCUGCUUACUAAGCAGCAAGUUGAGCCACUCAAGAAGCUUAUCCAAGGCAACACCAAAGUGCGCUGGUCCAGCUGGAGAUAACAAGAAAAAGUUUGUUAUAGUAAUGGUGCGCCAUGGUCAGUCCGAAUGGAAUGAGCAGAAUUUAUUCUGCGGCUGGUACGAUGCGCAGCUGACUGAGAAGGGCAAACAGGAGGCUUGUGCAGCGGGCAAAGCAGUGAAGGAUGCAAAGCUAAAGUUCGAUUUGGCGCAUACGUCGCUGCUGAAGCGAGCACAUGAUACACUGCAGGCGGUGCUGGAGGUUAGCGAGCAGACCAAGAUACCCAUAUGCAAGAGCUGGCGACUCAAUGAGCGUCACUAUGGCGGACUGACAGGACUGAAUAAAGCGGAGACGGCAAAGAAGUUCGGUGAGGAAAAGGUUAAGAUAUGGCGCCGCAGCUUCGAUACGCCGCCGCCGCCCAUGGAAGAGGAUCACAAGUACUACAAGGCAAUACAUAAGGAUGCACGCUACAAAGACGAGCCGCAGCCCUGUGAGUUUCCCAAUGCGGAGUCACUCAAGCUGACCAUAGAGCGCACGCUGCCCUAUUGGAACGAUGUGAUAGUGCCGCAGAUCAAGCAGGGCAAGCGCAUUAUACUCGCUGCUCAUGGCAACAGUCUGCGCGGCAUUGUCAAGCAUCUGGAUCAGCUGUCCGACGAGGCCAUCAUGGAGCUAAAUAUACCCACUGGCAUACCGUUCGUCUACGAGCUGGAUGCGCAGAUUAAGCCACUGGCACCCAUGAAGUUUCUCGGCGAUGCCGAGACUGUAAAGAAGGCCAUGGAGUCUGUGGCCAAGCAGGGCAAGGCCAAGUAGCCAAACUGCUGUUUUCACUCAAAAUGUUGUGUUGUGUUGAAUAAAAUUGCGGAAGGUCAAACUGAUAUUGCCUCAAUGCACUUGCAUGCUAAACAGAGUCUCCUCCCAGCUGGGCAGCGAGCUUG